UAUUCGAUGAUUAUAGGAUUUAUGAUCGAGCUCUUUAGUAUAAAAAGAGAAGAGAAGAUUCGACGAUCGUUCAGUAAACUUCCCAACCUCGAUCUCGAGAAAAGCAUCAAUAUGAAGUUCAUCGUUGCUUUCACAUUUGCUCUCAUCGUUGGAACUUUGGGAUUAGACGAUCAACAAAAGGCUAAACUUAAGGAAUAUAAGGAAUCUUGUAUAACAGAAUCUGGUGUCGAUCCUGCUAUCGUAGAAAAUGCAAAAAAUGGCAAUGUCUCUGAGGGCGAUGAAAAAUUAUCCUGCUUUGCUGCUUGUUUUGUAAAAAAGUUGGGCAUUUUCAAUCCGGAAGGUAAUAUUAACGAAGAAGUUUUAAGAAGUCGAUUAUACGAUAGUCUUCCAGAAGACAAAGUUGAAGAAAUCUUUCAAAAAUGUAAAAACAUAAAUGGCGACACUUUAUGCCAAAAAGGAGGUAACCUGAUGAAGUGUUUCUUAGAUAAUAAGAAAUUGGCAUUAUUGCAUUAAAUUUAAAAUGUGAAAAAUCAAUCAUAUUAAUAUAAUCGUCGAGCUUAUAAAAGUGAAUAAUUAAAUGAAUUCAGAUGAUAAAAUUA
Messenger RNA from Vespa crabro (European hornet), 599 nucleotides. RefSeq names its product general odorant-binding protein 56d-like. Gene Ontology annotation, molecular function: odorant binding. Gene Ontology annotation, biological process: sensory perception of smell. The record is from RefSeq and is a predicted model, not a curated record. Lineage: Eukaryota; Metazoa; Arthropoda; Insecta; Hymenoptera; Vespidae. The transcript has 5 exons. Bases 7 to 513 code for a protein of 168 amino acids.